UCACCAUCACCACCCUCAUCAUCAUCCUCAUCACCAUCACCACCAUCACCACCAUCCUCAUCACCAUCACCACCCUCAUCACCACCAUUAUCACCAUCACCAUCCUCAUCACCACCACCAUCUUCAUCACCUCUCCCAGCUCCAACACAACCACCACCAUCACUCUCAUCACCCUCAGCACAACCACCAUCCUCCUCCUCACCCUCC
Messenger RNA from Chaetura pelagica (chimney swift), 207 nucleotides. Its product is annotated as vegetative cell wall protein gp1-like. The annotation marks the transcript as partial. NCBI's taxonomy places the organism in Eukaryota, Metazoa, Chordata, Aves, Apodiformes, Apodidae. The record is from RefSeq and is a predicted model, not a curated record. The transcript has a single exon.